This is a messenger RNA of Topomyia yanbarensis, 2042 nucleotides long. RefSeq lists its product as uncharacterized. The record is from RefSeq and is a predicted model, not a curated record. The coding region runs from base 171 to 1562 and encodes 463 amino acids. The transcript is spliced from 8 exons. Lineage: Eukaryota; Metazoa; Arthropoda; Insecta; Diptera; Culicidae.
UCUCGCUCGAAACGGUCGUACCACAUCGGGAAAGCAAGUCGCAGUCUUUCCCCAGGCGGAUAUAUUUACGAAACUUCGACGAGCCGCCGAAGAAAAAGUGAAAACAAUUAACUUUUCUCUCUUUAGUGAAUGAGCAUCUGCCGGGAGCAGCAGUACUCAUCCCAGCGUGAAUGGUGAUAACGAAACUGAAAAUGAAGCUUUUCAGGUCCAGGUUGGCAAAAAGCAGAUAUGCCCAGCUGAUUGCGGUUGCUUUUGUGAUGCUUCAACCACCGGUCAGGGCGCAAGAUUACGACGUGACUGAUAUUCAGUGCUCGUUUGCAUCGCAGGGUUCCAACCUGGGUGACAUCAUAACGGCCAAGCUGAAGAAACCCAUCAGUUUCAAGGGGGCACCGCUGUUUGCCGACGACCGUGCCGUCAACCCGGAGGCCGACUUCGCAUGCUCAAUCAAGCAGGACCGGAAAGACCCCAGCGAUCUUAGCUACGACCUCAAGAUCACGGACUUCUCACGCUGCGGUGUGCUGAAAAGGAAUGGUUUCGUCCACGUGCGAAUCUGGUUCCCGCAGUUCCCAUCGGUGGUAAUGCAAUCCGACCAGGAACUGAUAAUCAUGUGCAAGCCGCCGGAGCCCACAGUUAUUCAGAACAAGGCAGCAGGAUUUGCCGGCAGUUUCCCUCACGGAGCACGCGUUUCUGGUGUGGUGGAAGAAACACCCGGUCGCCUGGAGUACGAAGUUGCCCUAUAUAAGGAGGCACCUCCAAUCGCAAGGAUUGCUGGAAUGAAGAAUCAUUCGGCUUCGAAUACCCUACCGGCGGUAACGAACAAUGAAGUUCCGGUAGAUCAGGCCGUUCCGAUUGGGACGAAGCUGCAGCUGAGAGCUCGAAUCAGCGCUCAAAGCGUAUGGAAGUAUGUCAAACUACUGGAGGUCACUGUUUCACCGGACCCAGAUGAUCCGCAUGCUGCUGGAUCGGUUUCCCUGGUUCGUGAAGGCUGCCGCAAUCGGGAUUUUGCAUCGAUCAUCCCUCAUCAACCGGCUCGUUACCGUGACAAACCGAAUGAAGUUUUCCUGGAUUUUGAAGCCUUCUUGUUGAGCUCAAUGAAAGAGCGCAGUACCCUGUGGAUCCAUUCGCAAAUAAAGGCCUGCAUGGAUGCGAUGGAUUGCCAACCGGACUUCUGUCUUGAUCUAUACGAGCCAACGAAGCGAAAGGGGUUAGGACGACGUCGAAGAUCUGUCGGGGAUGUUGCAUAUGGUAAUCUCUUGUCGAUGAUAGGACAUGAUCGAUUCCGAAGGUCAUCCGGUACACUCAAUACAACGGAGUUCACGAAGUUCAACGAGAACAUCGAGUACACCGUUCUGAUGCCCGGCCAGUAUGAUGAUUUAAGGUAUCAGGAGGUUCCGGAUCAGUGCAAAAACUUCGUCAUGAUAUCUGGACUGCUAGCUGGACUUCUCGCGUUAUCAACCAUUAUUACUUGCGGAUUGGCGUCGAGGAUGCAAGGGAAUGGGAAAAAAUCAUCACUCGAUGAGCUGAACGUGAAGGGCUACUCCGGUCGUGCAAUCGUUCAGUAACGCAAGUCUGAAUCAAUUUGUGUUCUAAUCGACGUAAAUAACCCGUUGGGUAUAGCAUCGAUCAACUGUCGCAUACCGUAACUGGAUCGAGAAUUUUAAAUCAAAGAUAAAAUGACAAUUUAAGUUUGCAAUCUACUAGAAUGAAUGAUACAGAAUCUGUAAAUUUAAGAAGCUAGACAAAACAAAUAUUUAGAGCGUAAGGUAGAGUUUAGCCGAGAUUAUCGAGAACAAUCACCACAUCGCGAACUAAGCCCAAUUUUUAAGUUGCUAGUAAAGUUCGAGUUUGCCUUUAAAAAUUGGGCUUACCGGUUAAAGUGUGAGCCAAACCGGUUUACGAAGCUUAGGGAAGCACUUUUGUAGACACAAGCUAGACUGCAUUUUCACUAGAUUAUAUACUAACGCGAAAAACGAAACAUCGAAAAGGGUAAUGUUGUUGGGAGACCGUACUUUGGAAGCAUUUAAUGUAAACUCUAUUAAAAA